This is a messenger RNA of Equus quagga, 5995 nucleotides long. RefSeq names its product semaphorin 3A (gene SEMA3A). NCBI's taxonomy places the organism in Eukaryota, Metazoa, Chordata, Mammalia, Perissodactyla, Equidae. The record is from RefSeq and is a predicted model, not a curated record. Gene Ontology annotation, molecular function: neuropilin binding; semaphorin receptor binding; chemorepellent activity. Gene Ontology annotation, biological process: semaphorin-plexin signaling pathway; positive regulation of neuron migration; negative chemotaxis. Bases 432 to 2750 code for a protein of 772 amino acids. The transcript has 20 exons.
UGGUAGAGCCUCAGGGGUAAUAGAUGCUGUGCUCUCAUGCUGAAGUUUAGCAGUUUGUCCUGACCGGCUCUCUAGCAGCAGUGCGAUGGGCUGCUCCUUGUACAGUUACAAAGUCAACACGCCUCUUGCCGGUCACGUUUCUGCCUAAUCCGGAGGGCAACCUGGGACCUAGGUAAGAACAGCAGAGCAAUCCUUUUACUUCAACGUCUGGACAAAGGACAGCAAAUGCAAAACGUUAAAGUGAAUAUUCCUGUCUUCUGUCAUGGUACUUAAAGUGUCAAGGUAUUUAAAAUAACCAGUUGGACUAAACAAAUGUACCUCAGGAAUUAAGAAUUUUUCCUGGAAGGAGUUUCUAGAUUGUUUGAACUUCUCUGGCCGCACAAUACAGGAGGGAAGACUGAAGCAGCAUAAGGACCGCCAGCGGCUGCAGCAUGGGCUGCUUCGCUAGGAUUGUCUGUCUUUUCUGGGGAGUAUUACUUACAGCAAGAGCAAACUAUCCAAAUGGGAAGAACAAUGUGCCAAGGCUGAAAUUAUCCUACAAAGAAAUGUUGGACUCCAACAAUGUGAUCACUUUCAAUGGGUUGGCCAACAGCUCCAGUUAUCAUACUUUCCUUUUGGAUGAGGAACGGAGUAGGCUGUAUGUUGGAGCGAAGGAUCACAUAUUUUCAUUCAACCUGGUUAAUAUCAAGGAUUUUCAAAAGAUUGUGUGGCCUGUAUCUUACACCAGAAGGGAUGAAUGCAAGUGGGCUGGAAAAGAUAUCCUGAAAGAAUGUGCUAAUUUCAUCAAGGUGCUUAAGGCUUAUAAUCAAACUCACUUGUAUGCCUGUGGAACAGGGGCUUUUCAUCCAAUUUGCACCUACAUUGAAAUUGGACAUCAUCCUGAGGACAACAUUUUUAAGCUGGAAGACUCACAUUUUGAAAAUGGCCGUGGGAAGAGUCCAUAUGACCCUAAACUGUUGACGGCAUCUCUUUUAAUCGAUGGAGAAUUAUACUCUGGAACAGCAGCUGAUUUUAUGGGGCGAGACUUUGCUAUCUUCCGAACUCUUGGGCAGCACCACCCAAUCAGGACAGAGCAGCACGAUUCCAGGUGGCUUAAUGAUCCGAGGUUCAUUAGUGCCCACCUCAUCCCAGAGAGUGACAACCCUGAAGAUGACAAAGUGUAUUUUUUCUUCCGUGAAAAUGCUAUAGAUGGAGAACACACUGGAAAAGCCACUCAUGCUAGAAUAGGUCAGAUAUGCAAGAAUGACUUUGGGGGGCACAGAAGUCUGGUGAAUAAAUGGACAACAUUCCUCAAAUCUCGUCUGAUUUGCUCAGUGCCGGGUCCAAAUGGCAUUGACACUCAUUUUGAUGAAUUGCAGGAUGUAUUCCUAAUGAAUUCUAAAGAUCCAAAAAAUCCAGUUGUAUAUGGAGUGUUUACAACUUCCAGUAACAUCUUCAAGGGGUCAGCUGUGUGCAUGUAUAGCAUGAGUGACGUGAGAAGGGUGUUCCUUGGUCCGUAUGCUCACAGGGACGGUCCCAACUAUCAAUGGGUGCCUUAUCAAGGAAGAGUCCCCUACCCACGGCCAGGAACUUGUCCCAGUAAAACAUUUGGUGGGUUUGACUCUACAAAAGACCUCCCUGAUGAUGUUAUAACGUUUGCAAGAAGUCACCCAGCCAUGUACAAUCCAGUGUUUCCUAUUAAUAAUCGUCCAAUAAUGAUCAAAACAGAUGUAAAUUAUCAGUUUACACAAAUUGUAGUCGAUCGAGUGGAUGCAGAAGAUGGCCAGUAUGAUGUCAUGUUUAUUGGAACAGAUGUUGGGACCGUUCUUAAAGUAGUUUCAAUUCCUAAGGAGACUUGGCAUGAUUUAGAAGAAGUUCUGCUGGAAGAAAUGACAGUUUUUCGGGAACCAACUACUAUUUCAGCAAUGGAGCUUUCCACUAAGCAGCAACAACUCUACAUUGGCUCCACUGCAGGGGUGGCCCAGCUCCCUCUGCACCGCUGUGAUGUUUAUGGGAAGGCCUGUGCCGAGUGCUGCCUCGCCAGAGACCCUUACUGCGCCUGGGAUGGCUCCUCAUGCUCUCGCUACUUUCCUACCGCGAAGAGACGCACAAGACGACAAGAUAUAAGAAAUGGAGACCCACUGACUCACUGUUCAGACUUACAACACCAUGAUAAUCACCAUGGCCACAGUCUUGAAGAAAGAAUCAUCUAUGGAGUAGAAAAUAGUAGCACAUUCCUGGAAUGCAGUCCAAAAUCGCAGCGAGCUCUGGUCUAUUGGCAAUUCCAGAGGCGAAACGAAGAGCAGAAAGAAGAGAUCAGAGUAGAUGAUCACAUCAUCAGGACGGAACAAGGCCUUCUACUCCGUAGUCUACAGAGGAAGGAUUCAGGCAAUUACCUCUGUCAUGCUGUGGAACACGGAUUCAUGCAAACUCUUCUUAAAGUCACCCUGGAAGUCAUUGACACAGAACAUUUGGAAGAACUUCUUCACAAAGAUGAUGAUGGUGAUGGCUCUAAGACCAAAGAAAUAUCCAACAGCAUGACACCCAGCCAGAAGGUCUGGUACAGAGACUUCAUGCAGCUUAUCAACCACCCCAACCUGAACACAAUGGAUGAGUUCUGUGAACAAGUGUGGAAAAGGGACCGAAAACAACGACGGCAAAGGCCAGGACACACCCAAGGGAACAGCAACAAAUGGAAGCACUUACAGGAAAAUAAGAAGGGUAGAAACAGGAGGACCCACGAAUUUGAGAGGGCACCCAGGAGUGUCUGAAGUGCAUUACCUCUAGAAACCUCAAACAAGCAGAAACUUGCCUAGACAAUAACUGGAAAAAAUGCAAUAUACAUGAACUUUUCUCAUGGCAUUACGGGGAUGUUUACAAUGGUGGGAAAUGCAACUGAGUUCCACCAAUUAUAAAUUAAGUCCAUGAGUAACUUUCCUAACAGGCUUUCCUCCUAAUUCCAACACCUAAUAGAGGUCAGGUGAACACAGAUGUUCACUUUAGCAGACUCAAUGUUUCCUACGAGAUUUCAUUGUAGAGGUUUCACUUUCUUCUUUGACUGAGAAAUAAAAAUGUCAUUUGCCAUAUUGCCAUCUAAAGAAGAAAAACUGCAUUAGUAAAGCCAUUUUAUUGAACUAAAAGUUUAAAAUAAACUGCAUGGAUUUACUAAGCUGAUGAAUAUUGCAAAAUGUGGUUGGAUUCAAGGAUAUUUUUUGUCUACCAGCACUCAUGUUUAUAUGUACUAGAGGAGUAAAACGAUACUAAAUGAAAUGGUCUGUGGAAACAUAAAAAAACAUAAACCAUUCAUCCUCUUGAAGAAAAAUGGACUACACUGAUCUACUACUGAUGUCUUCUUUCAGCUUUGACCUAAAGAUGUAUUUUAUUAAAACUAUAAUUUAAAUGUACCAUGACAAAUAUGCAGUAAAGUUUAGCUUUUUUCUAAGCUAGAGUAGGUCUUUGUCUUACAAUUAUUGUGCUAUAUAGUUUUUGUUUAAAAAAACCCAGUUGUGUGCUGCUUUUUUUUGACAUUUUGUCUUCAGUUCUGAGAGGGAUAGCCAGUAUUGUCCUAGAAACAUAUAUACAUUAUUAACAAUUAAUUCCUAAAACCUGGAUAUAAAUUAUGCUUUAUUUCUCUGAGGAAUUCAAACAAAUAACACCUCCCCUUGUUUAAGCAUUAUCUAACUUAAUUUUAACCUGCAUAAUGUCCUUAGAAAAACAGAGCAUUUAGCUAGCAAACAAGGGAAGAAACAAAUUGAUUUGUUAAAUGCAUUUUUUUGUACCUAGUAGAUUAAUGAAGAAAAAAGGAACUGCAUAUUUCAUGAAAAUAAUAAGAAUUAUCUUAAUAUAAUGUUAAUAGAAAAUGUCUCUUAAUUCUGUGCUUGAAUCUCUGCAUGAUAUUUGAGACAUAAAAACUCUCUCAUGAUUCCAUUAGGAAUCUGUGCCACUUAAUUUUUUUUGAAAAGACAGAGAUCAGUAAUAUUCAGAACAGCUUAAAAGUAAAUUUCCCAACUCUGUCUACAUCUGUAUCAGCUGCCUCUUAUCUCACCAUGUUUAAGACAAUUAUCUGUCUAAAGAACACGUGAUUCUUUUCACAUCAAUGGGAAUGACUUUUAUACAAACUAUUUUCCAGGAUACAACCUACACUCAAAGCAUGUUAAACCCUUUGUCAUGUCUCAAGGAUGUAUAAGACCUUCAGCCUUACAAUAUACUCUCUUUUGCACUGCACUCACCUUUCCCAGAAUCCCUCCCCAGGGCCUUCAUCAUGCACAAAAAUGCAAAGGAAACAUCUCAUUGCCAAUUAAUGAAAGUGACAUUGAAAUUCUAACUCUAGCUGUCUUGGGAUUCUAAUUAACUGAGCAUUAAUUUCUCACCUCAGACUACAGUGAAUUUUUAAAAAAUUCUCUAUCAGCUGAAAUAUUUCACAGAUGGAAGCUCAUGCUUCAGUUUUAAUCAUUACUUUGAAUAAGCAAUUUGUUGAUGCUUGUUUCAAAUGAAAGUCUAAAAAUAUUCUACAUUCAAUUUUAGGCUCCAUUGAUUAAUACAGUGUUACUUUUGGAAGUACAUCGAAGUACAUCCUCAAAUGGUAGCUGAAUUUUAAAUUAUUUGAAGGACACACUCCCUGUAGAGAAAAAAAAAGUGUUUGAAAUAUAAAUCAACGAACAAACAGUGCUCCAAAAAAUAGGUCAUUCUUUUAUUUUCAUAGAGUUUCUUAACUGUACUAAAAUUCAGUGUUGCAUUUCAUUCUAAAUUUGCAGCUACAUCAGAUUUAUUUGCAAUAAUAGAAGUAUCUUAUAAGUCCUUAAAAAUAAAGGAUUUGAAGGGAUAGAGGUUGUAUGAUAACUUUGGGAGGCCUUCCAAUGGCUGAAUGCAUUUUGUUUAGCAUUGUAAAAUAUCCAUAGAAAGAAAUUCUAGACUUCAAUUAGAAGAAACAAAAACAAACAAAUUUACUGUCAUGUCUCUAUAAACCAUCAAAUCUAUGUUUUCAAAGAAAAUUAUAGAUUUAACUUGCAGGUAAAUAACUCAUUGCAGUCAUAAUCUUCUGCCAAUGUGUAUUGAGAGGGGGCAGUUUGCACAAAAAAUAAUCGAAAUCUCAUUUAAUUUAGUUUUAAUAGGCUUUGGUAUAUGCAUGUAUUAUCAGAGUUGAAACUUUAAGAGACUCACGUGACCUUAAGCAAAUGAUGACAGCAGUCUUAAGGUAGGAAAAAGAUACAUUGCAGUGGAGAAAUUAUGGCCCAGUUGAAAUCAAACAAAAAAUGUAAAUGCAUGUAAAUGCACACUUAAUGCUCCUCUUUAUGUAUUACUUAGUGACUUUUAAUAUGUGUUUAAUAUUUUUGCUACCUACACAUUAGGCAAAAGAGAUGUAAAUAAUUUUGAAAAGAAGAGGAAGAACAGUAUAAAAUGCAACUUUUUAUAGGUACUCAAUUUCAAUGUGUUCAACAUCAUCCUAAAAUGCAAGAUUUUCCCAUACAGGUAACAAGGUGGUUUAUGUGCUAUUUAAGGGCAGAAGGUGUGUGCCCAUUCAAUACGCAUGUUUUUUGCCAGGUAGUAAAUAUGUUCCAUAUCUGUAUUUAUCAUUGCAUUUCAGAUGGGAACUAGAAAACUGGAGAGAAAAAUGUAAUGAAAUUGCUGCUGUAAAUUAUUCCUUUUAGCAUGUAUUCAGUUGCUAAAUACACAUUUCUUCAAAAGAUUUGAAUUCAGAUGUCUUUACUGUUCCCCAUAGCAUAUGAUGUCAAGGAACAUAAGUUUAGAAAAUGUUGAGAACCAGAGCCAGGUUGCUACAUAAUCAGCUAGCAGAUUUCUUCAUUGUAGUCAUCUGUAAACUGGGUUCUAUUAUGGUGACGAUGUGAAUUUUUAUGCCCUUUAAUUUAAAUAUUGUUACAUUUAUGUCAUACCUAAAAAAAGAAAUAUGGGGAUGAAAUCCUAUAAUGUGUCAUUAUGAUAAUCAGUUUGGUUUCAUUCAAGAUCUACAAAGAUACCCAAUAAUUGUUAUUGAAAUUGCCUAUCCUGAAGGUCAUAA